Molecule: messenger RNA, 1225 nt
Organism: Trametes versicolor FP-101664 SS1
Lineage: Eukaryota; Fungi; Basidiomycota; Agaricomycetes; Polyporales; Polyporaceae
Product: cysteine proteinase
Exons: 7
Coding region: 131-1225 (364 amino acids)
Biological process (GO): protein desumoylation
Cellular component (GO): nucleus
Molecular function (GO): deSUMOylase activity
Source: RefSeq, a predicted model, not a curated record
CGGGGCUGCGUUGGAAGACAGCACCCACAGAAGACGAAAGUCGGUGAAGAAGUACGUCGAGCGGGAGCAUAUACACGCGAAACAGCAUAAAGCGCGCGUGCAGGAGGAGAAGAAGCGAACAAGGGAGGAAAUGGAGAAGGACCUGCAGGAGCUGUACCACAUCAAGCGCUCUGCAGGGUUCAAUUCGGACUUUGACUCUUUCCGGAGUCUGUUGAGCUACCAGGCUCGACUUGAGAAGCUGGACAAGACUGGCGCACUAUCUCCUUCACCGUCCUUGGUUGACUUGCGGGCAAAGGCGCGACAAGACGAGUUUCGCCGUCACUCCUUCCCCGACCAUGUCGACCCCGACUUCCUGCAACGCGCCAUCCAGAAAGCGCAAGACGCGCUCAAGGGGCCGAAGCCCCCGAAACCCUUCGUGCCCACGCUCGACCAGCUACGCCUUUCGCGCCUCGCGCAGGACGAGGAGAUCGAGGAGCGCUUGCGUCCAAAACGCAAGCCGUUACCCGCGUCACUCCCGCCCGCAGACGAAGCGGCAGUCGACGCGCUGUUCCGUCGGAGCGGGGUUAUUUCGAAGAUCGCUCGCGAGCAAGUGUCUCAGGAAGACAUCGUGCGCCUGCAGCCAUGCCAGUGGCUGAACGACGAGGUCAUCAACUUUUAUGGGCAGCUCAUCCUGACUCGCGCUGAGGAGUCGAAGGAGAAUCCGGGCGCGGGCGGCGGGGCGGGGCGCAAGAAGCCCCUGAACGCGCAUUACUUUAGCACGUUCUUCUGGUCGAAGCUCAAGGGGCAGGGGUACCAGAAGGCGCGGAUGUCGAAGUGGACGAAGAAGAUCGACAUCUUCUCGAAAGACGUGGUGCUCAUCCCGGUGAACCACAACAACGCACAUUGGACAGCGGCGGCGAUCAACUUCCGCAAGAAGCGCAUAGAGUCGUACGACAGCAUGAACAUGGACCGCGGCCAGGUGUUCAAGCUCUUGCGCCAAUAUCUCGACGACGAGCAUCGAGAUAAGAAAAAGAAGCCGUUUGACUUCACUGGCUGGCAGGACUACACACUACCCGAUACCCCACAACAGGAGAACGGCUACGACUGCGGCGUCUUCACGUGCCAGUUCCUCGAGGCGCUGUCGCGAGGCGAGGAGAGCUUCCCGUUCACGCAGGCCAACAUGAAGUACCUGCGGCGCAAGAUGGUCUGGGAGAUCGGGCACGCGAAGCUCCGGGACGACUCAUAA